AUGCUAGUAGGUGUUCUUCGACAGCUCAGAGAUAUGGCUGUUAGUGCAAUCAAUUGGUAUGCCUCUACUGGCAUCUGUCAUGUCAUAGAAAGGUCAGCUCAUACCACGCUUCGGUUAAUUGGAGAUGGAACUGAGCGGAACGAUUCAGAAAGCAGAUUAUCCAGAAGAGGGCAGCCUCAAACAGAGGAGGAUGCGUUCAUGGAAUUGCACUCCAAAGUGAAAAAUUCAUUGGUUAGAAUUCUGAAAAUGAGAGCAAAUCUGACAAGCCUACAGGCUUUAGAGGGCAGUAGAGAGCUUGAAAAUAUUAUUGGUGUCUCAGACUUGUCUUGCGUCUUGCAUACUGAAGUGCAGAAAACCCAAGUAUUAAUGAAUCAAGCAGAACAACUGCAGCUGUUGAAAAAAACCCAUGGAAAUCUUCCUGCCCGAGUAUGGAGUACAUACCUGCCUUUACCACAGGACAGAGAACCUUGGGCCAAGAGAUUUCUCAUGGCCAAAGGUGGCACGAAGGGGCUGCGGGCUGGCAGCACUUUGCAGGAUUUCCUCUGGAAGAGCAGUGACCGUGACUGGCACGACUUAGGGCCUUAA
Messenger RNA from Phaethon lepturus (White-tailed tropicbird), 585 nucleotides. RefSeq names its product integrin beta 3 binding protein (beta3-endonexin) (gene ITGB3BP). Gene Ontology annotation, biological process: regulation of DNA-templated transcription; CENP-A containing chromatin assembly. Gene Ontology annotation, cellular component: nucleoplasm. The coding region runs from base 1 to 585 and encodes 194 amino acids. Lineage: Eukaryota; Metazoa; Chordata; Aves; Phaethontiformes; Phaethontidae. The record is from RefSeq and is a predicted model, not a curated record. The transcript has 6 exons.